GAUGGACGUGAUGGAAAUGUGAGAAUGUCGUCUAACAUAUCAGCUAAUAGUAACCUUAGCAUCGGUGUUACCUCUUACAGAUUACGCCAGGACAGUGACAAUGGUGAAGAAGAGCUCAACAAGAUACACUGGGAAGGCGGUGUGGUUAUCAGUUUGGGAAUACUGGGCGCUGUUGGGAAUUUCAUCUGCGUCAUUGUACUGAUUUGUAUAACCAAGUGUAGAACCGUCUCCCUGGCGAUAUUCGGCCACCAUUGCUUCCUAGACUUUUUGAAAUCUUUGUACUGUUUUCCGUACGGAUGGAACACCAUUUUCGAUCAGAGUGUUCCAUUUUGUAGAUUAGUCGGGUCGUCUUAUGUUCUCAUUACAACAACGUCUGCGUAUAACCUUCUCGCUUUAGUCGUCAACGAGGAAUAUGCUGCAUUUUCAACCAAUCAGGAGGCCGGAGAUUUGAGCUGCGUCAUAUUUGGAGUCGUAUUCGUGUGGUUUACUAGUUUCCUUUUGAAUUUAGGAGUUUCUCUAAUACCUGCCAAUACCUACUACAUCGAUGAUGUUCAUGCGUGCAUGUUUGUGUACGGGAAGCCGGAGAGUUAUGUGUUGCAUAUUUUAUGGAUUGGACUAGUGACUUGUGCGAUCGUGUUAUCUUUCAAAAUAUUCUAUUGUUCCUACAGAAGAAUAUCAUUUCUGGCAAAGCGAUCAAAAUGGGACGCUUUGCAUAAAUCGCUGAGUCAAGACAUUCAUUUCCAUUCGGCUCUUGAUCAAAUCACCGAUAACCAAGCUCAUUAUCAAUUUCAUUCCAGGCGAAUUCUCGUCUAUAUUUCCUUGGUUACCUCCUUCGCGUUGUUUUGGUACCCACUUUUCUUGCUUACGAUUGUCGAUUACCAGUUCUCUGAACCCAAGGUUUUGUAUAAGGCUUUGACCGUGUUUGCCUGGAGUCAUCCUCUUCUAACCCCUGUCUUCUGCUUUCUAGUUGUUCGAGACCUCCGAAAUCGGGAAAGAUUGAUUCGCGAUUUAUCUUCCAAUCAUUUUCAUCUGAAAGCGAGGAUGUCUCGUUUGAGACGUUAUAAAAUCACCGAGGAAGAAUCGAUUCGUGAUUUCACAGUUGAAAACGAUCAUUUCAACGACCUAAUCAAUAGCAGCAAUGAAAUGGACGGAACGCCCUCAAACCUCGCAGAAUCUCGACCUUUAUGUUCGCAAAACUCGUCAGUCACAGAUGCCGUUGGUCGAGAGAGGCGGAUUCUGACAGUUUGAUUAAUCCUGUGUAAUAUCUUUGGCGCUUCAAACAAUUCUGUACAUAAUAAAAAUAUUUUAACUUGUUCUACGUUUGAAGCAGAAUCAUCGAAAUAUCAAGACGAGAUAAGGGGUUAAAAUGUGACAAAUGGUUAGAUAUAGGAGAAAUAGCCGGUAGUCAUAUCAUUAGCUGAUUAAUCAUAUUAUUCCGACAUAAUAUGUAUAUCCGCUCACGAGCGAUAGGUGAUGUAUUCAUUGAAUCCUUUCUAUAUGUUAGGUAAAAUUGUGGGCUAAGAUUGUAGGCAUCCCUUCAGAGCUCAGUACUAACAACUGGUCUUUAUUUAAUGUUGCUUUAUGUAUAUCUGUGUUCAUCCAAAAAUAGACAGUUAAUUAAUUUUUUAUCCAACUAACAUCUUUUGAUCAGCCUUUGAUCAUGUUCAAUAAAACAUCUGAACACCUAAACUACACUUAAUGAAAUGGGAUGCAUUACUGUGCGUACUGUGAUUGUAAAAAAAAAUCGAUACGUCCCUUGUUGUAUCAUCGGGCGUUAAUUUAAUUACAGGAUAGGAUCCCAUGAUCGAGUGUACUUAACGCAGUUUUCUUGAAAAUAUAUUUUCUAUUACUAGUAUUGGGAUUUUAAUCUCUUCGCUUCAUUUACAAAACUUAGUGUUCAUCUCUGUUACGAUCUUUUUGUGUUUUAAAAUUUGCCUUCACUCAAUGCGAAACUUUAAUUAACCAGACGCUGGUCAUGCGUAGAUCCAGAAAAAAAAAUUCCCGGGACAGGGGGAGGGGGGUUCGAGGGACACUAAAGUUUGCCGGGGGGAGAAGGGUCCGAGGCUUAUUUUUGGUAAUUUUACUAUGAAAAUUUAAAGAAAUUUAAAUUUUCCAAUUGCCCCCUUCUACAUGGAUCUGCGCCUGCUGGCAAUAAACUUCUUUUAUGUUGAAAAGUAUCACUGUUAUUCAUGAAUUUAUGUGUUCAUUAUUGCUAUAAACUAAUUUAUCGCAGGAGGGUGUUUCAUAUAGACAAAAUACGAUAUCAGGUUUUUUUAUUACACAAAAAAAACGUGUUCAAUUGUCACUACAUCAUUCAUGAACUUUUAUGUAAGCUAAUAGAUAUUCAUGUCCCUUUUCAUAUGACAUAGUUGAUGCAUGCGAGCACAACCUGUGCUUAAAUCAAUACGAUUAAUUGUGUCUAUAUCGUCAACUCGUGUGGUUUUAAUUAAGUAUAGUUCUGUAAUAAAGCAGCAACUUUUCCGCUAUGUUACAAAACUGGUGUCUUGUUGCUGCUUUUGACUGAGAGUCCGCACAUACAUACCAAUUAUGAAUAAAAAAAAACAAAUUUUAUAACGAUUGCGUAUUUGAACUGCAUGGCCUGCCACUGCCAUUGUCAUUCUGUAAG
Messenger RNA from Magallana angulata, 2626 nucleotides. RefSeq lists its product as uncharacterized. Gene Ontology annotation, cellular component: neuron projection; membrane. Lineage: Eukaryota; Metazoa; Mollusca; Bivalvia; Ostreida; Ostreidae. The transcript has a single exon. Gene Ontology annotation, molecular function: peptide binding; G protein-coupled receptor activity. The record is from RefSeq and is a predicted model, not a curated record. Bases 25 to 1248 code for a protein of 407 amino acids.